Messenger RNA from Monoraphidium neglectum, 753 nucleotides. RefSeq lists its product as hypothetical. Gene Ontology annotation, biological process: C-terminal protein methylation. NCBI's taxonomy places the organism in Eukaryota, Viridiplantae, Chlorophyta, Chlorophyceae, Sphaeropleales, Selenastraceae. The record is from RefSeq and is a predicted model, not a curated record. Gene Ontology annotation, molecular function: protein C-terminal S-isoprenylcysteine carboxyl O-methyltransferase activity. The coding region runs from base 1 to 753 and encodes 250 amino acids. Gene Ontology annotation, cellular component: membrane. The transcript has a single exon.
AUGGCGCCGCCACCACCAUCUCUGGCCCCCGCGCCGCCGCGCCGCUCGCCGGCCGAGCGCGCCUGGACCCCGUUCGGCCUGGCCUACCACAUGGUGCUGCGGUGUGCCUUCUUGAUCGCCCUGCUGCUCGCCACCGCGGGCACCUGGCGGUGGCCCGAGGCCUGGGCGGUCGCGCUGGCGCAGGAGGCGUUCUGGUUCCCGGUCGGCCUCUACCUCCUGCGGCACGACCCCGGCCUCAUCGCCGAGCGCGCACGCGCGCUGAUGGGCGCGCCGCCCGGCGUCGCCGCCUUUGACCGCGUGCUCGUGCCGCUGUUCAUAGCCACGACCGCCGCCGGCUAUGCGGCCGCCGGUCUGCAGCGGCGCCUCGCGCCCCCGCCUGCGCCGCUCGCGCCGGCGACGGCGCUCACGGCCGCAGCGGCGCUCGCAGCCGCGCUCGCGGGCGUGUCGUGGGCGCUCCUCUCCAACCGCUGGUUCUCGGGGGUGGUCCGGCUGCAGCCUGAGCGCGGCCACGCCGUCUGCUCGGCCGGCCCUUACGCGUUCGUCCGCCACCCCGCAUACGCCGCCUGGCUGCUGCAGGCGCCCGCCGAGUGCGUGCUGCUGCAGUCGAGCUGGGCGGGCGCGCUGGGGGCCGCGCGGUGCGCGACGCUGGUGGUGCGCGCCGCGCUCGAGGACCGCUGGCUGCACCAGAACCUGCCUGGGUACCGCGAGUAUGCCGCGCGGGUGAGGUACCGCCUGGUGCCCUGGCUGUGGUGA